Messenger RNA from Actinia tenebrosa (Australian red waratah sea anemone), 3154 nucleotides. RefSeq lists its product as uncharacterized. NCBI's taxonomy places the organism in Eukaryota, Metazoa, Cnidaria, Anthozoa, Actiniaria, Actiniidae. The record is from RefSeq and is a predicted model, not a curated record.
UAGAGCAAUUGAGUACGUCAUGUGCGUGAUAAUUCAGAGUUGAAUCAACAUGAAAGGACAUUCAACCAAUCACAUUGGUCUGAACAAGCUGAACGCCGACAAAAAUGCUAAGUUUGACAAGGAGAAUUAACACUGUUGUUUGAACAUACGGUGUUUGAUCCUGUCAAGAUAACAUCCUGAGAAAAGAAUGGCCAAGACAGUAAAUGAUUACACAAGGAGUGUAAGAAGAGCGUGUAUUGACUUCCGUAGCCUGAAAACAGCCAAUUAUUUCUGACUACCGGGACAUUUUCCUCGCAAGAUCCAGCAGUAUAGAAGACAUCGAUACUUCACGUACAUCUCUUAAAGGGUUAAUAUGUUGACGAUACCAGCGUCUCUACUAUUCCUGAUUCACUUGACAACAUGCAGUGACUCGCAGGACGUUCAAGGCACAAAUCACGCGGCAUCUUUCGCUGUGUCACCUGACCGCGCACUCAUCAAUCACGUGCUCAAAACUAUCCAAUCAGUGGACCAAUUCAAAUGCGCAUUGCUUUGUAUGCGACAACAGGGCUGUUUGAGCGCCAACUUUUAUUCCAACGAAGAAUCGUGUGAGUUGAACGAGAGAAGAAGAGAGGACGUGGACAGCUUGGAUUACAUAGUGUGCCAAGGAUGCUUCUAUAUGGAAAUUCAGAGGGUGAAGUGUGCUUCAAAUCCGUGCCUCAACAAUGGAGCCUGUUAUCUAGAGUACGAAUCAAACAUGCAAACCAGCAAAUGUAGUUGUUUAUCAGGAUACAGAGGCUCUCUCUGCGAACAAGAGAUAAUCGGAUACCACGAGGACCAUCCUUCCUUAUCAUGUAAACAAAUCUACGACGAAGAACCGUCCUCUCCCUCGGGUCUCUAUUAUUUCAAAAAUAUCAGCGGAUAUGCAAGCAUUCCUUACCAGGCCUACUGCUUCAUGGGGGUAAUUGACAGCUGUGGUGGAGGAGGCUGGUCACUAGCCAUGAAAAUUGAUGGUAAAAAGACAACAUUUCAUUACAACUCUUCAUACUGGGAAAACAAACUGUCUUACAAUCCAGCGGCGGGAAAAACAGGCUUCGAUGCCAUGGAAACCAAGAUACCAUUCUAUUGGUCCAUGUCGAUUACUAAGUUAUGCCUGGGCAUGCGCACUGGUAGCGAUCAAAUCAUAAGAUGGCUCAAAGUACCAUAUUCGGCACUGUCCUUACAUGACGUCAUAUCAACAAAUACCUUUCAUCCUGUAAGCACUCCUCGGGACCAGUGGAAAAACCUAGUACCUGGUUCAUCACUUCAAACAUAUUACACACGCAAAGGAUUCAACGCCAAAGCAUCCCAAUCUGACAGAAUUUGGAUAAACAGCCGCGCUCGAAUUGGUGUUGUUGGUAACAAUGAACGUGAUGCUACUACCCCUGACUCGAGGAUUGGUUUUGGGACUGGAGGCAGUGGCAGAAACGAAGAUGAUACAAACUCCUGUGGGAACGAAGCUGCGGGAGAUAUUGGUGCUGAUAACGAUAAAGUCUCCAUCAAAGCAUUCUGCUAUAUCCUUUUGCAGUAAAAUACUGAGAAUUUGGAAGCAUUAUUUUGUAACUGGUUAGUUCUUACGCAUAGUGUACUGAGUAGUACUACAGUUGGGAUAUCAUGGCGCAGGCCAGUGUAAGGGUUGCAUGUUGUUUGCACCCAAGCUAGUCCACAAUGCAUCUUGUUUCUCUGUCCUAUGUGGUGCGGUUUGUACCCAAGCUAGACCACAAUGCACCUUGUUUCUGUCUUAUGUGGUGUGGUUUGCAUCUAAGCUAGACCACAAUGCCCCUUUGUUUCUCUGUCUUAUGUGGUGUGGUUUGCACCUAAGCUAGUCCUUGCACAAUGCACCUUGUUUCUUUGUCCUGUGGUAUGGUUUGCACCUGAGCUAGCCCUGAAAUGAAUCUUGUUUCUCUGUCUUAUGGGUGUAGUUUGCACCCAAGAUAGACCACGUAACCUACACAGAUGCCAUAUAUCAUUCCAUCUGAUAAGAAGUACGACUCGUAAUAAUAAGCUUUCAUAUCAAAUAUUUAUUGAUAUUGCUAUCAUAAAACAAAAUAUAUAAUUUACAAUCUACAAUCUAGCUAGUAGACUACGAUUUUUAUAAUCCAUUCUAUCACUUUGUGCAAUACCGUAUGAUGAUAUACAUAUAUUGGGUCCUCAUGGAGGACAGCGAAAUAACGAUCCAUCAAAAAUAACGCAUCUUUCUCUAUUCUUGUUAAAAAUGUACAAAAUUAUUACAAAAUAAAUUACGAAAUUAAAAUCCCAUAUUUACAAAUGCGCAUGUUUUGAAGUACCAAGACAUUUUUUCAAUUAUAGUGAGCCUUCAAUACAACUGGUAUGGGAAUGAAGUUGUAAAGAGAAAGAAUGGAUGGAAGGAAGGAAGAAAGAAAGGAGGGAAGAAAGGAAGUACGGUAGGAAAGAUGGUAGGAUGGAAGGGAGGAAGGAUGGAAGGAAGGAAGGAUGGAUGGAAGGAAGGAUGGAAGGAAGGAAAAAAGAAAGACUGUAAGACAGAAAAAGAAAAAAAGACGAGAAAGAAAAGAAAGACGACUUGACAUAUUCAUAUCAUGUCUUUACAAAUCAAUAUAUUAUAAAGUUAUCUGUUUUUCAACCAAGAGUGAUUUCAUUUAACCCGUGCAACAAAACCUAACAGUCCAUGACUAAUAGUCGAAUAAAAAUAAUAAACGAAAGCAAGAAAUAAAAUGAGAAAACAAAAAUCUGGUUAUAUCAAUGUCUAAUGGACUAAUAUCUAUUUCACAGGAUAAAUUUAAUCACUCCAUAUAUACAUGGUUGGAUUUCUGCAAAAAAGACACUAACAUUCAGGCGGCCCGCACCUUUAGCUCAGCCUUUCUUACAACACGGUUUGCAUACUUGCAUGCUCUACAAUUAAGAAGGUCUGUUUUCCAUAAAGUCUUUUGAUGCCCUGAAGGUGUUUACUUUAUAUAUUUUCGGUUUUCUCUUAGAAGUAGAAUUGUAUCCCCACAACAACAUGAAAAUCAAAACUACCACCAACAUCUUUAUAAUCAGCCACACCAACACCACCAAAAAUAACACUACCACUACCACCACCACCACCACCAACACUACCACAAACACCAACACCACCACAAACACCAACACUACCACAAACACCAACACUAUCACAAAC